UCCUUAUUCCCCAUUCUCCUCCGCCCGUCCCCUUUCCAAGUAGCCCUAUUCGCCAUUCUCAUAUCGGCGGCGGCGCGCGGUCGGGAUGGGAUCCCACAGCUACUACAGCAACCACCACCCCCGUCCCAAUUUGGGCUCCAAGCAGCACACACGUCAGAUUCCCUCUCGGCGCGGCGGUUUGAUUGAGGAUGAUUCCUCAAAGAGGCUGCAUGCAGGUUUCCUAUUUGGGCGCCAAGCGCGCACGCACCGACCUACACUGCCCUCCUGCUCCUCCUCAUAACAACAACAACUGGAGGGACUGGGCUAAUCUCGCUGAUGGCCCAGCGGGGCUCAUCGCCGACAGAGUGCUUGCUUAUGAUGUCGCUGACUAUGUGCGCUUCCGCGCUGCGUGCCGCCCGUGGCGGCAGUGUACCUCCGAACCGCGCACACACAGCAGCGGCAUGGACCGCCGGUUCCAUCCCUGGAGGUGGACCAUGCUCAAAGAGCAACUUACUACGCCGGACCGCCGCUGUUUCCUCAACACAUCUACCGGUGAGUGCGUCAAGGUUCAUAUCCCGGAGCUCCACGACCACAGGUUGCUCGCCCUCACCCCCGAGGGCCUCCUUGUCCUGGUCCAUGACUGUAAAUACAUCCGCCUGCUCAACCCACUCACCCGCCACCUUACUCACCUCCCGCCACUCACCAAGCUGCUGCCCCCCGAGGACCACCACAAGCUUUCCGAGGAUUAUAUAUGUUUCGAUGUCGAAUUCCGAGCGUGGGGCUCUGGCAUUGCCAAUGACGAUUCAACUGUGCUGCUCUGCUUCAACAAGCUCUGCAUCAUUGGCAUGGCCAAGCCAGGCGAUGACUCCUGGAAUUUGCUGACAUACCCCGAUGGGACAACAAUGGCUGCUCUAAUGUUUCAAGGCCGCUUCUGCUGUGUUAACCGCAGUGGUGUCAUGGUGCUGGAGAUGGGUGCACAUCAGCCACCACACCUUAAGCUGGCUGCCAAGCUGAGUAUGCGUGUCUCGCCAAUCGCGGAUAGUGUGCACCUCAUCAACAAAUGUGGGGAGCUGAUGCUGGUGCAUCGUCGGUGCGGGCGACUGACAGCGCGGAAUAAAUCUGGCCGGCGCUACGACGCUUAUCGAGUGGAUUUCGACAGUGGGACACUAUUCCCGGUCAAGACCUUGGGCGGCACUGCGGUGUUCAUGGGCUUGUAUUGCUCUCUUUCGGUGCCUCUAGGCGGCUUUCCAUCCGGCUCCCUCAGUGCUGACACCAUCUACUUGAGAUUUGACAUUCGUGAGAGAAUGAUGUUAAAAGCUGGAGCGUAUCAUCUUGCAGAUACAAGUGUCCAACUCCCAAGUAGCCUGGUGCCAAGGCCGCAUACUCUCAUUGACUGUCUGUCAUUUUCCAAAACUGUCAGCGAGUGAUAAUUUUACCAGCAUGAUUUAUGCGUGUGCCUUUAUCCUGUUUGGUUAGCUAGUAUGUGAGUGUAUGUAUCUAGCUAUGGUUUGACUCGUCAUGCUUAAUUUGCAUCUUGAAUCUGCCAACCAUACAAUGCAUACAGAGUGGUAAGCAUCUAGGAGUACCUAGCAAGUCUAGCGUAGAGGAGUUUGGUUGGCCAUGAAAGGCACGCACAUUGUCUUUUGACUGCUGUUGUGGGGAGGUGAUGAUGCUGAAUAAACAAAUUGUUGCAUAUUGUUCUAAAAAGCUGUCUACGCAAAUUGUUGCAUAUAGUGUACAUGCUACCCUUUUUAUUUCCUUAUUUAUGCAGCAAGGUGUAUGUGCAAUUUAACUUGAGAUGUGAUUAUGAUCUGUAUCUCCAAUUUGAUAAGGAUUCCCGAGGACAUCUUUUUGAAUGUUGGUUUUUCUUUGCCAUGUUUGUGGUACUGGAUUUGUGUCUACUAUCUACUUGAUUGGCAUCGCCUGAUUCAUCAUAAGCUUCACAUGACAGUCAAACUGAAUAUGCAGAUGUGACGCCGCCACUUAUUGUAUCAAUCGGGGUUAGAUGCACAAGGUGUACCUUUGAGGCAGACAUAACUAGUUGGUUACUUGGUUAGAGCCGUUAGCCAGCAAGACGGUGCUAAUAUAGGAUCAAAACUCAGGCGGAUUUGCAGAGCCCUGCCUCGCUCGAUACAUGUAACGUGUGCAAGCAUUGGGCGUCCACGAUGUCCGACUCGUAAUAAUAGGGAGAGAUACUAAUUUUGUGUAAACCAAUUGAUCAAAUUUAAUAAAGUUUGACUUAAUACAGAGUUAAAUGGACGCUUAUUUGUGGAUGGUGGUAGUAUUUUUUUUCAUGGAAACUUUGGCUUUA
Lolium perenne is the source of this 2290-nucleotide messenger RNA. NCBI's taxonomy places the organism in Eukaryota, Viridiplantae, Streptophyta, Magnoliopsida, Poales, Poaceae. The record is from RefSeq and is a predicted model, not a curated record.